Molecule: messenger RNA, 489 nt
Organism: Zea mays
Lineage: Eukaryota; Viridiplantae; Streptophyta; Magnoliopsida; Poales; Poaceae
Exons: 3
Coding region: 28-489 (153 amino acids)
Source: RefSeq, a predicted model, not a curated record
AGGGUUAAUGUUACUAAAUUCUUUCAAAUGCCUAAAUAUUUGUUGCCAGCCCAUGUAUGCCACUGGUGUGGUACCUGGAAAGGUGAUAAAAUAUGUAGUAGUUGUAAGAAAGCAAGAUACUGUUCUGAGAAACAUCAGGCACUGCAUUGGCGUACUGGUCAUAAAAAUGAUUGCCUCCAGAUAAUAAGUUCUUCCGCUGCUUCAAAUUCAGUUUUGCCAACUAUUGGAAAAGUUCCUGCUAACACUUCUUGGCCAGAAUUUGAGAUAAAAAUAGACUAUGAAGGUAUAUUUGAUUCCAAUAGUGGUGAUGAGAAUAACUCGAAGUUGUUGGUGAUGCAAAGACAUGGGAAACCUGAUGCUAUGAUGCAGUCAUGGAUGGAUCAAUUUGAGGUUUUGGGUCCAUUUUCUUUCAGAAUAACCUCUGUUGGACUUCUGCUUAUGCAUCAAUCAUUAUAUUUAUUUAAUGCUGUCUGGGUAGGCCGAUUCUGA